UUACCUAUUAGGAUCAUAAAAUGUGGAAUUUGUAAUGUUUUAUUGUAUUUCGUAGUGUAAAUGGUUAUGGACUUCAAGCUUAUAGCAGCAGGGUUGCGUCAUUGUGGGAAGCUACAAGCUUUUCAGCGUGGUGAAUCGAUUCAAGCUCAUAUAAUGAAACAAGGGAUCUCUCAGAAUGUGUUUCUUGCAAAUAACGUAAUCUCAAUGUACAUUGAUUUUAGGUAUUUGGGUGAUGCACAUAAAGUGUUCGAUGAAAUGACUGAGAGAAAUAUUGUUACUUGGACAACGAUGGUUUCUGGGUAUACUUGUGAUGGGCACCCUAGUAAGGCUAUUGAAUUGUACAGAAGUAUGUUGGAAUCUGAAGAAGAAGAAAGGCCUAACGAGUUUAUGUAUUCCGCGGUUUUGAAAGCGUGUGGGUUAGUGGGUGAUCUUCAGUUGGGUCGUUUGAUUCAUGAAAGAAUUGGUAAAGAGAAUCUGAAUGGUGAUGUUGUUUUGAUGAAUGCUGUUGUAGAUAUGUAUGUUAAGAAUGGGAGACUUAGUGAAGCUAAUAACGCGUUUAAGGAGAUUUCAAGGCCUAAUUCAACUUCGUGGAACACUCUUAUUUCUGGUUAUUGUAAAGCAGGUUUGAUUGAUGAAGCGGUUUGUUUGUUUCAUAGAAUCCCGUGGCCAAAUGUUGUGUCUUGGAACUGUUUGAUCUCGGGGUUUGUUGAUAAGGGUAGUCCUCGUGCGUUGGAGUUUCUAGUUAGGAUGCAGAGAGAAGGACUUGAGUUAGAUGGUUUUGCUUUACCAUGUGGCCUUAAAGCUUGCAGUUUUGGAGGCUUAUUAAAAAUGGGUAAACAGCUGCACUGCUGUGUCGUAAAGUCAGGUCUGGAGUCUAGCCCGUUUGCGCGCUCUGCUCUUAUAGAUAUGUAUGCGAACUGCGGUUUUCUAAUUGAUGCAGCUGAUGUUUUUCAUCAAGAUAAACAGGCCAUCCGUAAUAGUGUUGCGGUUUGGAAUUCAAUGCUCUCGGGAUUUUUGAUUAACGAGGAGUAUGAAUCGGCAUUAACGCUGCUUUUGCAGAUGUAUCAGUCAGAUUUGUGUUUUGACUCCUACACUCUAAGUGGUGCCUUAAAGAUCUUUUUCAACUUAGCAAACUUGAGACUUGGGUGUCAGGUACAUGGUUUUGUUGUAACCAGUGGUUAUGAGUUUGAUUGCAUCAUAGGAAGCAUUCUUGUUGAUUUACAUGCAAACAUUGGGGAUAUACAAGAUGCAUAUAAACUGUUUCAUAGACUUCCAAAUAAAGAUAUCGUCGCUUUCUCUGGCCUGAUACGAGGUUGUGUGAAAGCAGGGUUCAAUUCUUUAGCAUUUUAUCUGUUCAAGGAAUUAAUCAAGUUGGGACUCGAUGCCGACCAGUUCACCAUCUCAAGUAUUCUCAAAGUUUGUUCGAGUUUAGCGGCUCUUGGAUGGGGCAAGCAAAUUCACGGGUUGUGUGUAAAGAAAGGUUAUGAAUCAGAACAUGUCACAGUGACAGCUCUAGUAGAUAUGUAUGUAAAAUGUGGUGAGAUAGACAAUGGUGUAGUGUUAUUUGAUGGUAUGUUGGAACGAGAUGUUGUCUCUUGGACAGGGAUAAUUGUUGGAUUCGGACAAAACGGACAAGUAAACAAAGCGAUUCAAUAUUUUCACAAGAUGAUCAAUUCGGGAGUUGUACCAAAUGAGGUAACUUUUCUCGGGCUUCUUUCUGCUUGCCGUCAUUCUGGACUUCUUGACGAAGCAAGAUCCAUCCUCGAAACGAUGAAAUCUGAAUAUGGUCUUGAACCGUAUCUAGAGCAUUAUUAUUGUGUAGUUGAUCUUCUUGGUCAAGCUGGGCGAUUCGAAGAGGCAGAAGAAUUGAUAAACAAAAUGCCAUUGGAUCCCGAUAAAACGAUAUGGAUGUCUCUGCUCACUGCUUGCGGAACUCACAAGAAUGCUAGACUUGCUACCGUAAUUGCUGAGAAAUUGGUCAAGGCUUUUCCUGAAGAUCCUUCUGUUUAUACAUCUCUUUCAAAUGUUUAUGCUACGUUGGGCAUGUGGGAUCAUUUAAGUGAAGUGAGAGAAGUGGCUAAGAAGUUUGGGGCUAAAGAAUCUGGAAUGAGUUGGAUUGAGAUUGCCUGAAGCAAAAUGUAAAUUGUUGGAGCAACUAGUAGGAUCAUCUACGCACUCAACUGCAGCGCCAAAGACAGUUCAAAAACUCGCGACAUAGGCGACGACCUGGCUGGAUCGGCUGCGGCAUAUCAGGCUUCAUGACCGAGUUUGAUACCACCGGAUGUUAUAUUUUCACGACAAUCCAUUGCGUCAUCCGCAACGUGAUCCUCUCUACUGCAAAUACAUAUGAAAAGCUACUUACUUAGGCCUCAUGUCUCCAUGGCUUUGCUCGAAGUUUAAUAUUCUUGAAAGCUUCUGAACACAUCCCCUUGUUUUAUUUUCAUUUCUGAGCUCUUAUAAACAAUGCUGGUUUUGAUUAAUUACAGUAAUCAAAUGCUGGUUUUGUUUA
Molecule: messenger RNA, 2509 nt
Organism: Capsella rubella
Lineage: Eukaryota; Viridiplantae; Streptophyta; Magnoliopsida; Brassicales; Brassicaceae
Product: pentatricopeptide repeat-containing protein At4g08210
Exons: 1
Coding region: 61-2130 (689 amino acids)
Biological process (GO): RNA modification
Molecular function (GO): RNA binding; protein binding
Source: RefSeq, a predicted model, not a curated record